AUGGAGUCUACAACAGAAGUAGAUUGGACUCUUCUUGAUUGGGAGCGAGUUGGAGAUGGACUCCAUCUCCAGACUUCCAGAACGUCGGAGAGACUUAAUCAGAUAGACCGCGUUCGCGCGAACGGGAUUGGUGAUCAUGUCGCACUACCGCAAUUAGUGGUCUGCGGCGAUCAAUCAGCCGGAAAAAGCUCAGUUCUGGAAGGUAUAAGCGGGAUACCUUUUCCCCGACAAGACGGUCUCUGCACCAGGUUCGCAACGGAGAUCAUCCUCCGCCAUGACCCUAGUGAGCAGCGUGCUACCGCUAUGAUCAUACCUCAUAGCUCUCACACAGCCGACGAAAAGACACGUCUGAGUGCAUUUCGCCGACAGAUACGUGACUUCUCAGAGCUUCCUGGUAUUAUUGAAGCGGCUGCAAAACUGAUGGGCGUUCGCGGACAUGGCGCAGAGACAGAUGCACCGGCCUUUUCCGCCGAUGUUUUACGUUUAGAGCUGGUCGGCAAAACCGGCCUUCAUUUAACCAUCGUGGACCUGCCGGGAUUGAUAUCUGUGUCUGAAGUUGAAGAAGAUGUUCAGCUUGUUGAAAACCUGGUGGAUUCAUACCUCGAGAACUCGCGCACCAUUAUCUUAGCCGUGGUGCCAGCAAGUAGUGAUAUCGACACCCAAGGCAUCAUUCAAAGGGCUCGUCACUACGAUAAAGCGGGCCAUCGCACCGUGGGUAUCAUCACCAAACCCGAUCUAAUCAACGCUGGUACAGAAGCCCGUGUUGCGCGAUUAGCGAACAAUUCUGACGCAACCAAGUUGAGACUGGGCUUCUUUCUCGUCAAGAAUCCAUCGCCUGCGGAGCUCGAGAAUGGCGUUUCCCUUUCGGAUCGGCAAAAGGCAGAACUGGCCUUCUUUUCAGCUGGAGCUUGGAAGAAGCAAAACAUCGAUCGAUCGCGCAUUGGAAUAGACAACCUGCGCCAAUUCCUACAAGAUCUCUUGGAUAGCCACAUUGAGCGAGAGUUGCCCACGGUGCGAGAGGAUGUACGGCGUCUGCUCGUUGAAAUCAACAAUGAAAUUGUUGACCUGGGUAUGGAACGCUCGUCUCCAAGCGAGAUUCGGGUAUAUUUGACGCGAAUUGCAAGCGAUUUUCACAAUUUGGUCAAAGCCGGUGUCGAUGGAGCUUAUGCGGGCCGUGAUCCAGCCUUUUUUCAUGUCAACAGCGAUGAGAUAUACGUCCGCCUCCGCGCCGCCAUCCACAAAGAGAAUGAAGAGUUUGCCGCAUACAUGAGACAACACAGUGAGAGACGUACGGUGGUCACAGAGGAGCAGCUGGAAACCGCCGAAGCCGAAGACGGACAGCUACUCCUCACAGACGAUGAGAUGAUGACGUGGGUUCGCAAAAUAUACCAUGAGACCAGAGGCCGAGAGCUGCCCGGCAACCACAAUUACUCUUUGCUCACUGAAUUGUUCCAUGCUCAAUCGGAGCGAUGGGGAAGCAUCAGCCGUCGCCAUGUAGACACUAUAGUUUCUCUGGUGUCUCGAUUUAUUCAUUCUGCAUUGGCUUUUGUCGCCAAGGACCCGAACGUCCGGAAAAGCUUGACAGAAGGGAUUAAACUUACGCUUCAGAACCAUACUACAGAAGCUUACAAGGAACUAGAAAAACUUCUUCUCGACGAGGCACGUCACCCGGUCACCUAUAACCACUAUUAUACAGAUAACAUCCAGAAGGCACGACUUGACCGGUCUAAACAAGAUUUGAAAAGUUCAAUGGAUGAUGCCAUUCACGAAGACUGGAAUGAUAAAUUCCACGUCAGCAACUCACAAGUUGAGAUCAAGAAGCUAUUAUACUCUCUUCAAGGCCGUAUCAUGGUUGAUAUGACGGAACGGGCAUGUAUGGACGCGCGUACCGACUUGGCCGCCUAUUACAAAGUUGCGAUGAAAACGUUUGUCGACAAUGUUUGUCGUCAAGUCAUUGAACGGCACAUACUUUCCAAUCUGCCAAGUGUAUUUGAUCCGACCACGAUUAGCAUGUAUACCGAUGAAGAUAUGGUUCGCCUCGCCGCUGAAUCGGGUCAGAUCCGUGACCGUCGGGUUGAGAUGCUCCGGCUUCAAGGCGCGCUGGAGCAGAGUCUUCGGGACCUUGGGGUUUGA
Talaromyces rugulosus is the source of this 2133-nucleotide messenger RNA. RefSeq lists its product as uncharacterized. Bases 1 to 2133 code for a protein of 710 amino acids. Gene Ontology annotation, cellular component: microtubule; cytoplasm; membrane. NCBI's taxonomy places the organism in Eukaryota, Fungi, Ascomycota, Eurotiomycetes, Eurotiales, Trichocomaceae. The transcript is spliced from 3 exons. Gene Ontology annotation, molecular function: microtubule binding; GTP binding; GTPase activity. The record is from RefSeq and is a predicted model, not a curated record.